Dendronephthya gigantea is the source of this 2233-nucleotide messenger RNA. RefSeq lists its product as uncharacterized. NCBI's taxonomy places the organism in Eukaryota, Metazoa, Cnidaria, Anthozoa, Malacalcyonacea, Nephtheidae. Gene Ontology annotation, cellular component: extracellular matrix. Gene Ontology annotation, biological process: proteolysis. The transcript is spliced from 6 exons. Gene Ontology annotation, molecular function: zinc ion binding; metalloendopeptidase activity. The record is from RefSeq and is a predicted model, not a curated record. Bases 102 to 1562 code for a protein of 486 amino acids.
GUCCGACUCUGACCUUGCUUGCAGAAUGUGGGUCACAUCGUCAUAUAUAACUAAUGGCAAAAUUAGAUCACUGACCAGAUGUGACAACGCUUUAGAACAAGAUGCAUAUACGAAUUCUGACUAGGAGGGUAUUUACCCCUCUACAAUUAUUUGUUGUAAUUUUUAUCGUAUUUGACGCUAACGCCAAACCAGCGGCGUUGAACGUGAAUGACGAGAAUUUACUGGACAACGGGCAAACUCUGCGCGCUGCUAAAUUAACGAAGCUGGGAGAUGGCGUUUAUAAAUGCAACCAUCAUCAUCAACCUGACAAACAUUACCAGCAGACUGACGAUUACCAUCAUCACCGAAAAAGACGCUUCACCGCCUCGCCAUUUAAAUUUAACACGAUGGUCGUCUUAUGGCAUGUGACAAAUUUCUCUUCGAAAUUACCACAAGAUGUACAGCUUAACGUGUUCACAGAAGCUUUCAACAAAUGGGACGUCGUGUCAAGAUUGAAAUUCUCUUACACAGCGAAUGCAAAUGCAGCUCACAUAAAAAUCAAAUUCUUGCAAAAUGAUGGACCUGGGGGCACACUGGCACACGCUUUUGAUCCACAUUCAAGUAAUGGUUCUCCUGGUCAAAUUCACUUUGAUGAGGAUGAAAAUUGGGUGACAACAACAACAGGCGGAGUUAAUUUGAAAGCGCUGGCUUUGCAUGAGAUUGGCCACGCCAUUGGUAUUAAACACUCUGACGUCGACCCGUCUAUAAUGAAAGAUGUUAUUUCAAACGAUGGCACUGAAUUGUUUGAUGAUGAUAUCGCUGCAAUACGUUGGAUGUAUGGUAAAUGUGAGGUGCGCGAUCUCACAGCAGUCUUGCACGAUAGAUAUGGGGCCUCAAGCGACACUGUCCUCGUGAUAAACAAAGACAAAAUCUGGCGAAUCAGAGUAAAUGGUGGUGAAAUUGAAAACGAGGAAAACGAAAAAUGGCCAAAAGACGUUAGAGACUUCUACAGGGCUACAGAUCCGAUGUACGACAAGGUUUUCCCACUUAGAGGUGCUAUGUACAUUCAACAUGAUAACGACGUAUACCUCUUUGGACAAAAGCAUUUCAUUCGCAAGAAGACGUGGAAUAACGAUCAAAUGACAGACGGUCGUUUCUACGAUUUCAAAGAUCUUUUGAAAUAUGAAGACACAUGGGAUGGUUCGAUUAUUUCAUACGUUGAAGGUCCAUUAUCUUAUAACAAAAGCAAUAAUUUACACACACCUGAUAUGUAUAAGAAAUUUCUACAAAAUAAUGCGAAGUUUGGAGCAUCAUUUGAGACGGACUGUUGCUUCUGGCAACAUUUCUUUUUAAAUGGAAUGCACUACAAGAUAUCGUCACACGAUUUCAGUCUACUGACCAGUGAAGAUAUGAGUGUGAAUUUCUCGGGAGCGCCGCGCGAUCCUGAUGCAUCAUGGUACGACAGUGUGAAUAACGAGUGGUAUUUCUUCAAAGCAGACAAAUAUUACAGAAAAGACAACAGUACAGGACUGUACACGGAUAGAGGUCCUAUCAGUCUACUGUGGUUCCCGGUUUGCGAUUGAUUAAGAAACGGACCUCUAAAUAAUUUUUAAAUAGACAUAUAUAACGACGGCUUAUUGAACCUUUUGCCUUUUUUGACAAAAAUGUUAAUAUUUAGUUUUUAACGUAAACCCAGCCAUGUUCCUACAUUGGUGAGAUCGAUAACAGAUUCAUGACUUGGGCAAAAUGUUUAGUAAGUUGAGAUUUAGGCUUAUGCAGGGUAUCAUGAUUGUCCGUGCAUAUAUAGCGUGGUAAUCUUGUGCAGUAAUAUUCAUAUGACAAUUAACAAUAUGUUGAGUCGUGAGCGUUGGUCUCGAUUCAGAGUGUAUUUUAGUCAAUGUCAAUCAAUGACAAAUCAGUGUUACUGUACCCUGCUUGCUAGAGAUACGAGAUCUCACUCUGUAUUUAUAGUAAAUAGGAACAAGAAUGUAUUUAGGGAACACACAAUAACAUCAUCUAGCGAACAGGUACGGUAUUUCUGGCGCACUGUGCAUGGGUAACUCUUUUAAAGAAAAGGCAGAAUAUAUCCCACUACUUUAAGAAGUUCAUUAGCCGCAAAAUUCUGACAUGUAUCGACGAGGCAUUUUUUGCUGAAAUAAGUUUUUGUGAAGAUAAAGGUGUUUUGAAACAAACUUUCACGUUUUAAGAUAAUUUGAAAACAUGGUCAUGUAUGCCAGGAUGGAUAAAAAAUACA